Molecule: messenger RNA, 708 nt
Organism: Trichoderma virens Gv29-8
Lineage: Eukaryota; Fungi; Ascomycota; Sordariomycetes; Hypocreales; Hypocreaceae
Exons: 7
Coding region: 127-591 (154 amino acids)
Biological process (GO): CTP biosynthetic process; GTP biosynthetic process; UTP biosynthetic process
Molecular function (GO): nucleoside diphosphate kinase activity
Source: RefSeq, a predicted model, not a curated record
GCCGCCUUUUAUCUUCUCUUUUCUUCUCCUUCUUCUCAAGUCCAACAAGCUUGUUCACUUCAACACAUCCCGCCAGUCCAACCAGUAUCCUAUACCCCUCCCUCUUCUACUCCAAAAACAGUCGCCAUGGCUUCCACCGAGCAGACCUUCAUUGCCAUCAAGCCUGAUGGUGUUCAGCGUGGCCUGAUCGGCCCCAUCAUCAGCCGCUUCGAGAGCCGAGGCUUCAAGCUGGUUGCUAUCAAGCUCACCCAGCCCGGCAAGGAGCACCUCGAGGCUCACUAUGCUGACCUUAAGGGCAAGGGCUUCUUCAACGGCCUCAUUGAGUACAUGAACUCUGGCCCCAUCUGUGCCAUGGUCUGGGAGGGCCGUGAUGCUGUCAAGACCGGCCGCACCAUCCUCGGUGCCACCAACCCUCUUGCCUCUGCCCCUGGCACCAUCCGUGGCGACUACGCCAUCGAUGUCGGCCGCAACGUCUGCCACGGUUCCGACUCCGUCGAGAACGCCCAGAAGGAGAUUGCCCUCUGGUUCAAGGAUGGUGAGGCCGUCUCCUACAAGGCUUCUCAGUUCGACUGGAUCUACGAGAAGGCUUAAGCGGUCUUUGUGGCGAAGCUCUGAAGCAGCUGUAUAGCUCUACAGUCACUGUACCGUUGAAUAUGUUGCAACAGGGUAGAAAAAAAAAAAAGACAUGCUGAAUUUGGUCUCUUCGCG